Messenger RNA from Glycine soja, 1229 nucleotides. Its product is annotated as UDP-N-acetylglucosamine transferase subunit ALG14 homolog. The record is from RefSeq and is a predicted model, not a curated record. Gene Ontology annotation, cellular component: UDP-N-acetylglucosamine transferase complex. NCBI's taxonomy places the organism in Eukaryota, Viridiplantae, Streptophyta, Magnoliopsida, Fabales, Fabaceae. Bases 297 to 998 code for a protein of 233 amino acids. The transcript is spliced from 6 exons. Gene Ontology annotation, biological process: dolichol-linked oligosaccharide biosynthetic process.
GUUUAUUUAUUAAAAAAAAAGUUUCUUCUUCCCUUUUCAUUUUCUUUGCAAGGAUAUUCUCUUUUAAAGAUACUAUUUGAUACCUUUUGACUAGCUGGCUAAAAUUCUGAAAGAUGUAAAUAGUGUUGUAAAUUUUGAAGGAAAUUAGAGCGAUUCGGUAAAUUUUCGUCUUCUGAGUAUAGAAGAGAGGCGUUCCCACGCCGUCUUACGUCGCUUUCGCCGAUUCCGAGCCUUUGAUCGAAUUCUGCAGUGAAGAUGUAAGUGUAGCUGUGACUGAUAUCUUGAAGCUACCUCUGAUGGAUAAAAGCAAUGGCUGCAGCUUCUCUAGUAUAUUUUCAAUUGCUGUCUUUUCAAGUGCCAUUUUUGUUGUCUCCUUGAUUUUGGUUCGUCUCCUUUAUGUCUUAUAUCGUAGCAGCAGGCCCUUGAGCAAAAGGGCUUCAAAACCUGUUAGUACCCUUAUUAUUUUAGGAUCAGGUGGUCAUACUGCUGAGAUGCUUAAUCUAUUGGUAGUGCUACAGAAAGAUAGGUUUAAUCCAAGAUUCUACAUUGCUGCUGCUACUGAUAAUAUGAGUCUUCAAAAAGCUCAGUUGUUGGAGAAUUCCCUGGCUGCUGAGAAUGCAACAAGGGUCACUGAUACUGCACAGUUCAUGAAGAUAUAUCGGAGUAGGGAAGUUGGUCAAUCAUAUAUAACCUCCGUUUGGACUACUUUAGUUGCAAUGGUACAUGCGCUAUGGCUAAUGAUUAAAAUUAGACCUGAAGUGAUACUUUGCAAUGGACCUGGAACUUGCAUUCCCCUCUGUGCUAUUGCAUUCAUAUUUAAGGUACUGGGAAUCAGAUGGUCAUUAAUUUUCUACGUUGAGAGUAUUGCAAGAGUGAGAAGACUCUCCUUGAGUGGCCUGCUCCUGUACAAGUUGCGGAUGGCUGAUCAACUUUUUGUUCAGUGGCCACAGCUGCAACGACAGUAUCCCCGGGCUACCUAUGUUGGUCGACUCAUGUAACCAAUUGGUUCCUUUAAUAUCAUUAAGCAAAAGCUGCAUUCCAUGGUUCAUAGUUGUAUUGAUUAUUAUAUUUAAGUUCUCCCUGCAUUUGUCAAAGUGUUUUUAUAGGUUAAUUGAUUGCCAUUCUUUGUUUUUUCAAAAGGACAAAGGAAGAUAAGAAGAUUAAGAUAUUCAAAGAGAUUUUGAUUACAUACAAAUUUGUGGGGUGUGAAACCGUUUUUUGAUAACUAC